Molecule: messenger RNA, 1301 nt
Organism: Morus notabilis
Lineage: Eukaryota; Viridiplantae; Streptophyta; Magnoliopsida; Rosales; Moraceae
Exons: 8
Coding region: 336-1013 (225 amino acids)
Source: RefSeq, a predicted model, not a curated record
AGAACCUUCAUAACGUUCUUUUCUUCUCAGACUCCCAAGUUCCCUCUCUACUUCUUCAACAUUCAUUCUCUUUCUCUACCCAUCUCUACCCCCCUGUACCGAAGCGCCGCCCACCGGCCUCCGUCACGCCUCCCCCGCCGGCCGCCGCCACAUCUGUACCUCCCAGAGGCCGAGUUUUAGUUCAAUCUUCCUCUUCGUGGAAUCAUAGCCGAGCUUUCCAGUUUUCGACUGAGUAGAAGGCCAAUUUCUGCAGCGAAAACUCUUAGAGCGACGAGAACUGUUGUAGUGAUGUUCAAAUUUUACCCUUAAUCCGCCAGGCACCGUAUCUUUACGGGAUGGAAAGCGAGGAGGCUGAGAAAAUUUUCACCAUUUUCAAGGAAUUCAUGGCAAGGGUUACAGAGUUUGACGAAUUAGUGGAUUUUGGAAGCAGAUUACUUGUUGGAUUUCAUCAAGGAUUGGAAUUUCUUCGAAAAUCGCCCAUAGACAAAACGUCAGAGUUGGUUAAAAACAUAAUUAGCGCUAACGAAACAAAGAGGCUUCGGUCAUACCUUGUUGCUGGAUGCAUAAAGACUCAUGAUGGCGAGCAAAACAUAAGCAAGUUGAAUACAUGCCAUGUUGGACUUAACGACUAUUUGACUAAAGGCAAAAGCAUGCUUAAUCAACUGGAAUCCCUAUUGGAGGAUGUAAUUAGCACAUUGCAGACUGCAGGACGAAAUUCGCCACCCUUUUUGGACAAAAUUUUUGCUGAUAGGACCAAAGAAGGACAAACUACAGACGAUGAGGAGGAAAUUCCAUCAUCUGAUUCUGAAAAAGUUGAAGUUACUGAUUUUGGUUUAUUGAUGGGGAUCAUCUACAGUAUGGUUAAGCAAGACUACAAGAUGCAGGAAAGGAUUGUUUCAGCUUUAAAUCUGGAAUCAUCUUCGGGAGAACUAGAGACUUACCGUCUUAUGUGGUCUUUGCGUCCUUUUGUAAAUGAUGAUAUCAUGCACCAAGCCUGGAAACUUAUUCCCUGAAUUUCUGUGAUGCGUGUUUGAGUGCUGAUAUUCAUUGGCUAAAAGAUUGUCAUCUCAAACUGAUCAAUUUCUGAAGAGUCAUUUAACCAAAAUGCAGUAUGUUUAUUUUACUGAAAGAGGCAAUGAGACAAAUAAAACUUUUACUAGUAAGCAUGAGUACUUUAUGCUUUAAAUGAAUCAAUAUGCUGUCCAUAAAUACACGCAUGUGGGAAGGUGGACACAAUUCAUUAUGCAGAGUACUUUAUUUUCGGGUUUUGAUCUAGUUUGAUCUUAAAUUCACUCCCUAAU